This is a messenger RNA of Recurvomyces mirabilis, 873 nucleotides long. RefSeq lists its product as uncharacterized. Bases 1 to 873 code for a protein of 290 amino acids. The transcript has 2 exons. The record is from RefSeq and is a predicted model, not a curated record. Lineage: Eukaryota; Fungi; Ascomycota; Dothideomycetes; Mycosphaerellales; Teratosphaeriaceae. Gene Ontology annotation, biological process: mycotoxin biosynthetic process.
AUGAGGGCUACUCACCAGACAAUGCAGGAUACAGAAGCUGGAGCGGAUGUGCCAUUUCUCCGUGAUGAUGAGCCAAAGGAGGAUUCCUCUCCUGAUUUCUGUAACAGUCGUAUCGAAUCCUCGCGAGACUCGAUCACUCGCCUAUCCUUCUGGCCAUAUCUCUGCGGCAUCCUGCUUAUCAUCCUGCUGAUGGAAAGCUCGUACCUCCUGGCCACCUCGAUCACACACGACAACCAGAGCACAGAACUUGCAUACCUACAACCGCACAUCAAAACCCAUGAGGUCCGCUUUAGUGGCGCUAUCCGAGCUACACCAGACGGCAAUGGCCUCUACGUCCCUGAGCCCGCACUCGACAACAAAGGGCGGCGCUACACUGGACAACCUUCGCCAGAAGUAGACGCAGCAUGGCACGACCUUGUAUACGGCCGUUACGUUCGCUUCACCGACUCCGAAGUCGACUGGCUCAACAACGACCCCGACCUACCACCUCUCCUAUCCCUUACCCCCUCACCCCGCAACCCACUGAUCCCAGAACAAGGCUUCUACGGUGGCCCAGAUAUGCUCCACUCCCUUCACUGCAUCAACGGUCUCCGCAAGCAUUUACACAUGGACUACUACGGCCCCAGCAUGAGCGGCAGAAAGAAGGAGUAUCAGGAUUUGCAUAUCGAUCAUUGUCUUGAGCAGUUGAGGCAAGCGGUGUUGUGUCAUGGUGAUAUGACGCCUGUUACUCUGAAGCCGGUGAGGAAUGAGAGUGGGGAUGUGUGGGCUUAUUUGGGGGAGACGGAGAGGGUGCAUGUUUGUCGGGAUGGAGGGGAGUUGGGCAGGGUGUGGAGGGAGAGGGGUGAGAGGGAGGGGAGGAUUGAGGCGGAGUGA